ACGGUAGAGUUGGCAACGUCCCGGAGUUUUCAAAGGCGCAAGGACAAACAAUCGCUGGCAGUCGUAUUCCUUCGGCAAUUUGGCACGCUACCGAACUUCGGACUCGGCCCAAAGAAAAACAGUUUCUAUGUACGUGGUGAGGAGGUAGGUCGAAUUUACCCGUUCGUGUACAGGCCCUACGUGCGUGACAUCUCCGAAAAACGGACAAUAAAAUGAUAGAAUCAUCUGCCAAAGAUAGUAGCUGUGAUUUGUGUUUGUGCGUUAGAAAGUUACAAUGGUUAUAAGAGUGGUAUGUGGUGUGCUCGUGACAUGUUUCUUUGGGAAUCUGUUGCACUGUUCACCGUUAGAUCCUGUUAAACACAUCAAAGAUUUCAAUUUGAAUUCGUGGAUUCGGCACUACGAGCCUGCGCAAUACGAUCCGAAAUCGUUAGUUUCGCAACAUACACGCGUUCGAAGAAGUUCGGGGAGUGAGAGAGGCCGAUAUCCACUUCGAUUAGACAUCCAAGGGCAUAACAGGUUAUUUAAGCUCAGGCUCUUUCCCGACGAAGAGUUGUUUGCCAACGAUAUAUCCUUCGAAUCGACUGGGGGCGUCAUCAACUUCGAUCCGACGGUUGUGUACACUGGAAAUUUGGAAGACGAUGAAGAUUCGGUAGCACAUGGUUUAAUAACGAAAGAAGGAUUAUUUGAAGGCACAAUUUCCACUGCCUCCGAAGACUACCACGUAGAACCAGUCAGCAGGUAUUUUCUAGAAGAAAGUAUGCAGAAACCUUCUUUUCAUUCAGUUAUAUACAAAGCCUCGGACGUCCAUGACCCCCGAAAAGGACAAUCGUGUGCCUCUCACCGCCUUUACCUAAAUAGCAACCUUAAGAAUAACCAAAACCACCGGAAAAAACGUUGGUUAUUAGAAGCCGAAGCGAAACUACCUCCUAGCUAUGACGAUCCCCCAAUUAUAUUUAGCCCCAACCGAACUCGUCGACCUUUCACUCCUAUCUUCGAUCUGAACCAACCGAUCGACGAAGAGCUGGAGAUGUUCACCAACCGAAGCACUUUGGACGCUUCUGGUCUGAUCUUCAGAAACGUUAACAAACGAGCCACGGUUGAUCCCAAGAAAACCACUUGUAUGUUGUAUCUGCAAGCAGAUCACCAGUUUUUCUCGAAGUACGGGACAGAAGAAGCGUGUAUCGAAGUGAUGACGAGGCAUGUGCAGAGAGUGAAUGCCAUUUACAGAAAUACCGAUUUCAAUCAGGACGGUAAAAGCGACAAUAUUACUUUCAUGGUGAAAAGGAUCAAAGUUCACACGUUAGAGGCACUGAAGGACCCCCUUUACAGGUUCCCCAACAACUACGGCGUAGAAAAGUUUUUGGAACUCUUCUCAGAGGAAGAUUAUGACGCCUUCUGUCUAGCCUACAUGUUCACGUACAGAGACUUCGAAAUGGGCACUUUAGGACUGGCGUGGACAGGAGAUUUGAAAAAUGCCGGAGGUGUAUGCGAAAAGAACGGGCACGACCCCGAGCAAUGCUCCCCUGGCGGCGAGGACGGCAACUUCAUAAUGUUCGCGAGAGCGACAUCUGGUGACAAGAAGAACAAUAAUCGCUUCUCUCCGUGCAGCCUUAAAAGUAUCAAUCCGGUGCUAAACUUCAAGGCGAGAUCUCCCAAAGGAUGCUUCACAGAGCCAAAGGUAGCAAUUUGUGGAAACGGCGUGGUAGAAGAAGGCGAAGAGUGCGACUGCGGCUGGGAGGAAGACUGCAGAGAUCAGUGCUGCUUCCCUAUGAGACGAUAUGCAACCAUAGACGAGCCUCCAUGUCGUUUGACACCUCGUAGUGCUUGCAGUCCCUCACAGGGGCCGUGCUGUACGUCGAAUUGUCAAGUGAAAUUCGGAGACAAAUGCAGAGAUGACAAUGGCUGUAGAGACGAGAGUUUCUGUAACGGUAGGGAUCCUCAGUGUCCCCCGUCGAUCAAUAAACCAAACAAAACCAUCUGCAACAAGGAGUUCGUCUGUUUCAUGGGGGAAUGCACAGGUUCCAUCUGUUUGGCGUAUGGUUUAGAGUCGUGCCAAUGUAUUCCAUCCAAAAGUGAUCCGAAGACUAAAGCGUGUGAACUGUGCUGCAAACUGCCUGGUGAUACCCAACCUUGUCUUUCUUCGUUCGAAUGGAACGACAUGCCCUACGAUAUUCCUGACAUGUAUUCAAAGCCGGGAACACCCUGCAAUAAUUAUAUAGGUUACUGUGAUGUCUUUCAAAUGUGUCGUGAAGUGGAUCCUUCUGGACCUCUUGCCACUCUUCGGAAAUUACUACUUUCUGAUGAAAGUAUAGCCAGUUUCAAGAAAUGGAUCAUAGACUACUGGUAUGCAGUAGCGAUGAUCAUAGCGGCUGUUAUAGCUUUACUGGUUUUGAGCACAAAAUACCUUGGUAAGAAGCCUAACUUCAAACUAAAGUCCGUCACGAUUAUCCAUAAGUCACCAACGGAAGCCGUCCGACUACCGCCUGACGGAGAAGGAGUCACCGUCCAUCCAGGAGUUCGAUCCAAGCUUCCUCUCAAACGCAAAGUCCGCGACGGAAAGAUGAAGAGGAAGCGAAAAGGUAAAGUGGAGUCCAUCAACAACAACCUCAACAGUCCUAACAAAUCCAAGGUAUCGCCGAAAAAGAAGAAACGAGUCUCCGCGGCCGUGGUGGCCGAAGAAGUCAAAGCCAAACCAGUCGAUACCAAAGUAUUCGAAGUGCCAAGCAACAAAGUGAAAAGAACUUCGCAAGCAGCCAAACCCGCCAAAAAGAAGAAAAAGAAGAACGAGAUCAUCGACUAUAGCAGUAUUCAAGCCGAUCUGGACGGGAAAAAGGGUUCCGAUGUUGUUCAUACUCCUCUAACGCCGGAAUCUGAUCCCGUGGGAAAAGUCCAGAAUUGGUUGCUCAAAUCCCAGUACGCGCUGCCCAAAUCAAAAUCAACUCCUGUCGGUUUGACAGACAAGACCAGACGCAGCCCACACAAGAGGCCGACGAUCAGGCCGCGAACUGAUAAAAGCAAGUCGCACAGUGUGGGCAACAUCCCCAGCGAAAAGGAGAAGGUUCGCCUGCAGGUGGUGUACAAGCCACCGUUUAAGUUUAGUGUAAAGUUGCGCAAGCCCGAAAAGACAAGUGUUAUAAUUGAACGAGUGCCGGACGUAGUGAAAAAGCCCGAGAAGGUACCACCUAGAACAGGCGUGCUAGUGCGUACCAUCAAAGAAACGGAGAGCACCAAGCCACCCCCUCCACCUCCGCAAAUCCCUCUGCCCCCCAUUCCCGUCAACGAACAGAGCGUGGACGUCGUGGACCAUCCUAGCUCUGCGGCCAACAUUGAUUCCAAUAUCCAUACCGUCCAAUCCGACCUAGAGGUACUAUUAUCUGAAAGUGAAUUUCUUUUCUCGGAUGACUGACGAACUACUAGGUUUUUACUUAUGAUAUUAACUGUGUAAACCAGUUGACAGGUAACAUGCGCUAGAAGCUAAUCAGAUUUUACCCUCAACAAGUGCCCAUUCAAAUAUAAACCAAUUGGAAAUGUUUUUCUUUGUUCAUAAUUUUACAGAUCAUAUUAUGCUACAGGAGGAUUGCUUUGACUCAUCAGGUCAUGACAAGUUUGUCCCUUCUAUAAAGUGUUGGUAUGUUUAAGGUAGGGAUUCUGGGUUAAAUAUCAUAAAGUUUUGAUCUUGUUAUAUUCCAGAGGUUUUGCUAGGCUCUCAAGCACAUCUGAUUGAAAAAUGAAAAUGACAGACAAUUUAUGUUUCCUUUUGAUUCAGAGGAAUCUCCAAACAGCUGUUUCUGUCUUACGGCGUCUUCAGUGGAGCUGCGUGCACACUGACUUUUCAUCAUCUGACUUUUAUCUUUUCUACAUCUGAUUGAUUUAUCAGCCCGAUCAAAGAACAAUCUGACCCAAAAAAAAAUAAAGGAAGGAUGAAAAUUUGGGAAUAGGUAGUUGAAAUUGUCUAUUAUUAUAUAAGAAAAAGUUUACAAUUCUACAUCCCCUCCAUUUAAAAAAAUGGAGGGGAAUACAGAAGAUGAUACCGAAUACGAAGAUGAAAAAAAUACAUUCAAAAUAGGACCGGAAUUGGAUAAAAUGACUGAUUCUAAACAACUUUUCUUCUAUAGUGUUUUUUCACUAAGUCAAUACUUUUCGAGUUAUUUGCGAGUGAAUAUGUUCAUGAUUAACAAAAUAAAACAUGUUUUUGGAUGGUUUUUCGGAGAUAACUCGAAAAGUAAGUAUUUUAGUGAAAAAAUAUUCUUAGCAAAAAUAUAGCCCAUAAAAAAUUGAAACAAAUGGUGUAUACAUGAGAUCUGUAGACCCAGUAGAAGCAGAGUUGCAGCUAAUGAAAAGUAGGUUCUUCUUCGUCAAAUUCCAAAUCAAAUAUUUCAAUGUGAAAUAACCUAAAAACGGAGCACUUUUAGGGGAAAAUUCAUUUUAACUUUUUUAAAGUGUUUAAAAAAAGGUUUAAAUUUGUUUUUUUUUAAACUUGUAAUAUUAAAAGUAAGUGAAUUACGCUCAAAAUAUUGUUGGUCCCUUUUAUUUUUUGGUAAAAAAAUCGCGAAAAUCUCCCCCUAAUUAGCAUCACAUAUAUAAAUUUUAACAUUACUACUUCACAAGUUACUUUGUCUAUGUAUUAUUUAUAUGAUCUGUAAGUUGCAUCGGUUCAAAGUGCUUCGUUUUGAAAAAGCUGUAGUUAAAAUGGCUUGAACGAGUAACUAAUCACGAGUUUAGGCAAAUUUUGAACAGCCAUAGCAUAACCAAUUUUUGUCUAACAAGAAAACAAAAAAUCAAAAAUAUUCAGAAAAGCAAAACGUACUUUUUUUUACUCUUUGAGAUUUUUGGUAUUCCUAAUUGUUUUUAAGUUAAUUCCAUAAACAAUUACGAUUUUUUUCAAAAUUAAAAAAAAAUGUUUUAUUUUAAACCCAAUUUUCUUCAAAACUGAGCACUUUGAACCAAUGAAACUUAUAGAUAAUAUAAAAAAUACAUAAGUAAAGUAACUUGUAAAGUGGUAACGAUUAAUUUGAUUUGCGAAGCUAAUUAAGGGGUGAUUUUCGCCAUUUUUUUACCAAAAAAUAAAAGGGACCAACAAUAUUUUGAGCGUAACUCACUUACUUUUAAUGUUAAAAGUUUUUUUAAAAAACAAAAAUAAACCUUUUUUAAACACUUUAAAAAAGUUGUAAUUAAUUUUCUCCGAAAAGUACUCCGUUUUGAGUUAUUUCACAUUGAAAUAUUCGAUUUGGAAUUUGACGAAGAAGAACCUACUUUUCAUUAGCUACAACUCUGUUUCUACUGGGUCUAAAGACCUCAUGAAUAAACAUUUUUUUUUUCAAUUUUUUAUAAGCUAUAUUUUUGCUAGGAUUAUUUUUUUCGCUAAAAUACUUACUAUUUGAGUUUUCUCCGAAAAACCGUCCAAAAACACUUUUUUUUUUUUGUUAAAAAUCUCUCGUUAAAAAUUCUCUCGCAAAUUACUCGAAAAGUAUUGACUUAGUAAAAAAACUCUAUAGAACACAAGUUACUUAGAAUUAGUCAUUUUAUCCAAUUCCGGACUUACUUUGAUCGUAUAUUUUUUUACCCCCGAGAAAAAAAUUUUCACCCCGUAUUUUCCAAUUUUUGUAAAAUGGAGCGGAUGUAGAAUUGUAAACUUUUUCUUAUAUAAUAAUAGAAAAUUUCAACUACCUAUUCCCAAAUUUUCAUCCUUCCUUUAUUUUUUUGGAGGUUUUCGUAAAAUUUUGCGUUCCCUGAUCGGGCUAUAUGUUGUAAAUCUUCCCCAAGUUGAACACUUUCUAUAGAAAUAUCAAAACAGGAUGUCUCUUUAGGUGCUUGAUUUUCAUUUUUCUGCGAUAUCUACGUGCGAUUGAGUCCAAUAUGUUAACCAAUAUGUUGUGUGUAUAAAAUCCUUGGUGGUAGUAGGAUAAGAGCAAACCUGCAUGUAUUUUGGGUAGGGGGAAAGGACAGGGGUAGAGGGUCAAAAAUGGCGUUAGGUCUUAUUUUUUAAUCACAUACAACGUAAAAUAUGACAAAAAUUAAAUUCUGGGAGUGAGAGCAUUUUGCCUAUCUUAACGGGGGUACUCUUUCAUAAUUUGGUCAAAUUUUUUUAAUUUAAUUUCACGCUGUAAAGGAUGUUAGAUGUCGGGUGUUUGAGUCAUGAGUGUAAGGUUUUAUUUCGUACUUAAACUUCAACUGUAAAUGGAAUGAACCUCACAGAUUGAGAUUAAUAAUAA
Diabrotica virgifera virgifera (western corn rootworm) is the source of this 6212-nucleotide messenger RNA. RefSeq names its product disintegrin and metalloproteinase domain-containing protein 10-like. Lineage: Eukaryota; Metazoa; Arthropoda; Insecta; Coleoptera; Chrysomelidae. The record is from RefSeq and is a predicted model, not a curated record. Gene Ontology annotation, biological process: Notch signaling pathway; membrane protein ectodomain proteolysis. Gene Ontology annotation, cellular component: plasma membrane. Gene Ontology annotation, molecular function: metalloendopeptidase activity.